Molecule: messenger RNA, 609 nt
Organism: Linum trigynum
Lineage: Eukaryota; Viridiplantae; Streptophyta; Magnoliopsida; Malpighiales; Linaceae
Source: the annotation of a GenBank genome assembly
AUGUAUGCUGAUCGAGUGGAAGCUUCGGAGAAGAUGUCUGUGAAGGAGCGUCUCAAUGGCAAUUCCGUCGGUGACUCUUCCCGCCGGAGACAAGUAACUGGCAAAAGGCAAAGGCAAGAUGACAAGUGGGAACAUGACCUCUUUGAUAAUGACGAACCACGCACUUCGAAUCACAGAAUAGAUGCACGGGAUCUUCGACUAAAGCUCCAAAAGAAAAGCCAAGCACCUCAAACUGGAAGAGGAGGCAUUCGGGAUUUGAGAGAGAAACUGUCUGGGAUAAUGAAUCCACAACUGGUGAAUUCUGAUCCACCAAAACCAAAACAAGCGGCUACUAAACCAGCUAGGAGAAGUGCUGCUGCUGAAGUUCCUGAACUUGAGAUUAAGAAAGUUGCCAGUGUUGCUACCAAAAAGAAGUCUCAGCAAAAGAAAGAUACAUCAGUGGACAGCUUUUUGGAGUCAUUGGGUCUUGAAAAAUACCAAAUCACUUUUCAGGCCGAGGAAGUUGACAUGACCGCUCUUGUACACAUGAAUGACGAUGAUCUUAAGGCUUUGGGCAUUCCAAUGGGUCCAAGAAAGAAAAUACUUCUGGCAUUGGAAUCAAGAGGCUGA